Chrysochloris asiatica (Cape golden mole) is the source of this 2507-nucleotide messenger RNA. RefSeq names its product leucine proline-enriched proteoglycan (leprecan) 1 (gene P3H1). Gene Ontology annotation, biological process: collagen metabolic process. Gene Ontology annotation, cellular component: endoplasmic reticulum. Gene Ontology annotation, molecular function: L-ascorbic acid binding; iron ion binding; procollagen-proline 3-dioxygenase activity. The record is from RefSeq and is a predicted model, not a curated record. The transcript has 15 exons. The coding region runs from base 129 to 2249 and encodes 706 amino acids. NCBI's taxonomy places the organism in Eukaryota, Metazoa, Chordata, Mammalia, Afrosoricida, Chrysochloridae.
GUUCGAAAGGCGGGACUUCGCUGGGGGUGGGUCUCCUCCGCGGGGGGUGAGGGGGGUAGGACUCUGGCCUUCGUGGCGGCUGGCUGGCUGACUGACUGGCCCCAGGUCCCGUUAGUUUGGCGGAGGCGAUGGCUACGCGCGCGUUGAGGCUGCUGAUCAUUCUGCUGGCUGCCGCUGCCGUUGCUGCUGCCGCUGCCUCCCCAACCGAAAUCGAAUCCGAGACAGGAUGGGUCAUGGCGGCACCUGAUCUGCUCUUCGCGGAGGGGACCGCGGCCUAUGCGCGCGGGGACUGGGCCGGGGUGGUGCUGAGCAUGGAGCGGGCGCUGCGCUCGCGGGCAGCCUUGCGCGCCCUCCGCUUGCGCUGCCGUACCCAGUGUGCCGCCGACCUCCCGUGGGAGCUGGAUCCGCACUCGCCCCUGAGCCCGGCCCAGGCCUCGGGCGCCACCGCCCUGCUUGACCUGCGCUUCUUCGGGGGCCUGCUGCGCCGUGCAGCUUGCCUGCGCCGCUGCCUUGGGCCGCCGGGCACCCACGCACUCAGCGAGGAACUGGAGUUCGAGUUCCACAAGCGGAGCCCGUACAACUAUCUGCAGGUCGCCUACUUCAAGAUAAACAAGUUGGAGAAAGCUGUAACGGCAGCACACACCUUCUUUGUGGGCAACCCAGAGCACGUGGAGAUGCGUCAGAAUCUAGACUAUUACCAAACCAUGUCUGGGGUGAAGGAGGCCGACUUCAAGGAUCUUGAAGCCAAACCCCAUAUGCAGGAGUUUCGGCUGGGAGUGCGACUCUACUCUGAGGAGCAGCCUAGGGAAGCCGUGCCCCACUUAGAGGCAGCGCUGCAGGAGUACUUCGUGGCCCAGGAGGAGUGCCGUGCGCUCUGCGAGGGUCCCUAUGACUAUGAUGGUUACAACUACCUCGAGUACAACGCUGACCUCUUCCAAGCCAUUGCAGAUCAUUACAUCCAGGUCCUCAGCUGUAAGCAGAACUGUGUCACCGAGCUUGCCUCCCACCCAAGUCGAGAGAAGCCCUUUGAAGACUUCCUACCAUCCCAUUAUAAUUACCUGCAGUUUGCCUACUAUAAUAUUGGGAAUUAUACACAGGCUAUUGAAUGUGCCAAGACCUAUCUCCUCUUCUUUCCCAAUGAUGAAGUGAUGAACCAGAAUCUGGCCUACUACACAGCUGUGCUUGGGGAGGAGCAGGCCAAAUCCAUUGGCCCCCGAGAGAGUGCCCAGGAAUACCGGCAGCGAAGCCUGCUGGAGAAAGAACUGCUUUUCUUCGCUUAUGAUGUCUUUGGAAUUCCCUUUGUUGAUCCGGAUUCAUGGACGCCUGAGGAGGUGAUUCCCAAGAGACUACAAGAGAAACAGAAGUCAGAACGGGAAACAGCCGUCCGCAUCUCCCAGGAAAUCGGAACCCUCAUGAAGGAAAUUGAGACGCUUGUGGAAGAAAAGACUAAGGAGUCGGUAGAUGUAAGCAUGCUGGUCCGAGAAGGUGGCUCCCUGCUCUAUGAGGGGAUCAGGCUCACCAUGAAUUCCAAGCUCCUGAACGGUUCCCAGCGUGUCGUGAUGGAUGGCGUGAUCUCAGACGCUGAGUGUCAGGAGCUGCAGAGCCUGACCAAUGCAGCUGCAACUGCAGGAGACGGCUACCGGGGUCACACCUCCCCCCACACCCCCAAUGAAAAGUUCUACGGUGUCACUGUCUUCAAAGCCCUCAAGCUGGGACAGGAAGGGAAAGUGCCCCUUCAGAGUGCCCACCUGUACUACAACGUGACUGAGAAGGUGAGGCGCGUCAUGGAGUCCUACUUCCGCCUGGACACACCCCUCUACUUCUCCUACUCCCACCUGGUGUGCCGCACUGCCAUUGAAGAGGCACAGGCUGAGAGGAAGGACAGUAGCCACCCAGUCCACGUGGACAACUGCAUCCUGAAUGCCGAGGCCCUAGUGUGUGUCAAGGAGCCCCCUGCCUACACCUUCAGGGACUACAGUGCCAUUCUUUACCUAAAUGGGGACUUUGAUGGAGGAAACUUUUACUUCACUGAACUAGAUGCCAAGACCGUGACAGCGGAGGUGCCCCCACGGUGUGGAAGGGCGGUGGGAUUCUCUUCGGGCACUGAAAACCCACAUGGAGUGAAAGCUGUCACCAGGGGGCAGCGCUGUGCCAUCGCCUUGUGGUUCACCUUGGACCCUCGACACAGUGAACGGGUGAGAGCAGGGCUUUGUGUGUACAGGACAGAGUGCAGGCCGAUGACCUGGUAAAGAUGCUCUUUAGCCCUGAAGAGAUGGACCUCCCCCAGGAGCAGCCCCCAGGAACCCAGCAGGACCCCCUACAGCCUGCAGAAGAGCCCCUGUCAGGCAGCGAGUCAGGGCACAAAGAUGAGCUAUGACAGCAUCCACGUCACACCCGGAUGGGUGAGGAGACCUGCGGACAGAUAUUCUGUCCUGCACCUGGGACUGGCCAGCCCCUCAGAACUGCAGAACAGUGGAGAACCGGCAUCUGCUGCCCAGUGGGGGGAC